Messenger RNA from Clupea harengus (Atlantic herring), 3514 nucleotides. Its product is annotated as rho guanine nucleotide exchange factor 19. Gene Ontology annotation, biological process: activation of GTPase activity. Gene Ontology annotation, molecular function: guanyl-nucleotide exchange factor activity. The record is from RefSeq and is a predicted model, not a curated record. NCBI's taxonomy places the organism in Eukaryota, Metazoa, Chordata, Actinopteri, Clupeiformes, Clupeidae. Gene Ontology annotation, cellular component: nucleus; cytoplasm.
CGAGCCAUCCACUGACUGACCUUUGUCUUCUGUCUAAUAUGUGUAGCACAUCCUCACCCACUACGCACCACACCCCUGGGGCUUAUCUCUAUUCUAGACCGCUGGUGUUCAACCCAACCCUCUCUGUCUCUCUCUCUUUCUCUUUCUCUCUCUCUCUGUCUGUCUGUCUCUCUCUCUUUCUCUCUCUCUGUCUGUCUGUCUCUCUCUCUGUCUGUCUCUCUAUUUCUGCAGAGUUUAGAAUUUAGUGCUGUGGGUCUUAGACAUGUUUGAGUGAGUUUCUCCAUCAGCUGUGAUGUGCAGGAGGGGUGCAGGGUACCAGCAGACAUUGGUGUCAUCAGUUUCAUUGUUGGGAUUUGGCUAGUGAUUGAACCAUUUCAUCCAGGGUUUCAGUUUGUUUUAAAGGGCAGGUAAUUGUCUAUCAAUUGAACAGGUCUCUUGAUAAUGUAUCAUAAUGAUUAAUAAUGAUCAUUAUAUGGAUGCAUCAUUUUGGUGAAACUGUUCAGUCUUCAGGCAAAACAACUCUUGAGGAAGAUGUGGAAGGACUGAAGACUUGUAUUCCUCCACAAAGAGUGAAAAGCCCCUUGGAAAUGUGAUCUGAUGAAAUAAACGGGCAGUUCUGAGAUACUGAGGGGAAGGUAUUGGGUUCAUUUGAUUUAGCUGUGUAGGCAGUAUUGAAUGCAGCCAAACCUGCCACACCCAUACACAGUGAUAUCAGGCUUCAUCCUAAGGCGAGGUUGGUUUGCCUGACAAGAACAUCUCACAAAGCAUAUUUGCUCUGUCUUUGCUAAUGCCGGUGUUUCUGUACGACGUUGUCUGCGUCAGAUUUAGAUGGGUUGUGUUUUUGUUUCCAAAUACAGAACUCUUGCAUCAUCCAAAUUAUAUUUUACACUGUGGAGAUUGGGGACAUGACUUAGAGGUGCUUUUGUGUCUUAUUUUGGUCUCUCAUAGCUUCAUUUCAGGCAAUAAUCUUAAUUUUUUUUUCUUCGUUGCCAAUCCUGGAUAACUUGAUGUGUGUAUAUCUUGUGUACACUCACCGGAAAAAAAAAGAACCGCUUUCCAUCAUAUUUUGUCUUUGAUGUUAAGUGAUAAUGGGUUGGCUUUUUUUUUCUUGGUUUUAUUAAAAACAUUAUUAUGAAAGGAUGAUUGUGGUGAAUAGAAGUUUUUUAAUGGUGAAGUAGUGGUAGAACAUCAGCUCUGUAUAAAACACACAAUGAUCUCUCCAGGGAUUUCAUGGCGGUCCCCAUUCAAUCCCGGUGAUUAACCCCAUUUCGUGUCUUGUUUUUAAUUGGCCGAAUGUUGUAAGUAAUGUCAUAAUCAUGGCGCAACCUUUCCAGCUGUCACGUCUUUCUGACAUGUAUCUGUGCAUUUUCAGUGUAGUCUCGGGCCAGGUAUCAACAACAUUCAGGCUAUUUCAGUUACCCAGUUUGAUCUUGUAUACGAUUUGAAAAAUAAAUAAAAUUGGUUCUUUAUAUUUUAUUGACGUUUUGUGUGAUUUUCAGGAUAGGUUUUCGAAAAUGCAAAUAACAAAGGUAACCUAUCAGGGGAUGGUGACGUGAGACUAACAGGUGAAAGCCUUUGAAUACGAUGACGGAAUAUAUAUUCAAAGCCAUGAGGUUGGAUAGAAAUCUCACUGAUACCCUGUCAUCGUAAAUGUUUGGUCCAUAAAGGUAACGUUACGUUAUCGUAUUACAGCAGAGUAGAUUAAAUAGUAUCCAUGUUGUAUUAUGGAUCAACUUUCAAACAAUGACCUGGAUGAAACACACCUUGCUGGUGAGAUAGGAAGUCCUGAUCAAACUGGCGGACCUACCUGCAGCGAGGAAAUUGAAGCUGAAGUAAUUUCAGCGGGGAUCACGGAGGACCAAUGCCUUAACGAGGGAAAAGGAGAACCGAGUUUAUUUGAAAUGUUUGGCGCUGUUGGUAUAGAUGCAGCUCUGAAGUCUGUGGCUAGCUCACCCACAUGGAGUUUGAAAGGAGGGGCAUUCCUCCUUCCCCAGCAUCAGCUGGUCACAGUGUCAGAACCAAAGUCGGAUGAAUCAAGUCAGGAUGGCUCUCCUUCUCCGCACCUGGAGAAUAAGGAGGGACACCGUGGCUUAACAGAAGAACAAAGCGAUGUGGACAAGGCCUUUGAUGAGUACUUUGAAUCAAACGUUUUUCAAAACUUGCCCCUCUAUCAGGAGUACCUACUGAACUCUGUCAAAGCUGGUCUGCAGAGCGUGCUCCAGACUGGUCUGUCUGAUCUGGUGGGUUCCCAGUGUCUCCCUGGUCUGCAGUCCCAGCCUAGCUCCCCCAGGUUUGCUGUGGCCUCUCCAGCUUCUCCUUGUGUCCUCCAAGAUAAGACGGUGUGCUCAUUGUGGCAGGAGCUCCAGGUAGUAAAGGAACGGGGCCUCCUUGAGGUGCUGACUGCCAGGGAGGUCAGGCAACAGGAGACCAUGUUUGAACUGCUGACAUCUGAAGCCUCCUAUCUGAAGAGCCUGUGGGUUGUAGUGAAUCAUUUCCAGGGCUCCAAGGAGCUGCGACGUACACUGUCCUCUGUGGAGCAUCACAUCCUCUUCUCCAACCUCCGCAAUGUCUGUGGGGUUAGUGAGAGAUUUUUGCUUGAUCUGGAGGGCCAUUUCCAAGAGAAUGUUGUGAUGUCACAAGUUGGGGACAUUGUUUUGCGUCACCGACCAGAACUGCGUCAAGUCUACGUGCCUUACGUCACCAACAUGAUGUAUCAAGAGGCACUGAUCACUAAGCUGAUACAGCAGAACCACAGGUUUGUGUUGGUUCUGCACACACUGGAGAAGCAUCCAAAAUGUCAGAGGCAGACCCUGAAGUCCUUCCUGGUCCUCCCCUUCCAGAGAAUCACCAGAAUUAAGCUCAUUCUCCAAACUACCUUGAAGAUGACUGACCCUGACAGCUUAGCUGUUGGGCCUUUGACUGAAGCCAUUUGUGCUCUCCAUGAGAUUGUGAACGAGUGUAAUCGCAAUGUUCUGUGCAUGAAACAGACAGAAGAACUUGUGCACUUGGAGAAACUUGUAGACUUUGGCCAAAUUAAGGCCAUCCCUUUGAUCACACAUGGUCGCUCCCUCAUCCAUGAAGGGCAGCUGAGACAGAUUGAUGUGGAGUCGGUGGUGUCCUCCUCUGAGAUCCACAUUCAUCUUUUCAGUGAUCUGCUUCUCCUCUCUAUACACAAGGACGGCCGAUUCAGUGUUCAAGAGUAUGCCUUGUUCCCUCGUAACGUCCACACCGAGGACCUAAAAACAGAUGUGCUUGGCCUUCCAGCAGAAUCCUUCCUGCUCCACUUGACUCCAGGCCACACUGGGGCAGCCACAGCCAUAAUUCUGGUGGCAAACACACGAGCUGAGAAGGUGUUUUGGGUCAACACUCUCAAUUCACAAAGAGAUGACAAAGCGCAGGUUUCAUGACCGCUGAAGAGUGAUCAUCGACAAGAAGUGCCUUCAGAAUGAUCGUUUUUAAUGGCUUUACUUGAAGUUAUUGUAAGCAAUAUUAACAAAUAAAUAAAAUUGAUUUU